UGCUGCAACUCCCAGGACUCGCGCAUAAACGCGACGGCGCGUGUUCGGUCGAGGAGCUGAUAUUAUCUUUGCGCGUUUAUCAAAUCUGAGCGCAGUCUUUUGUUCGGCGCGAAAACAAAGCCCCGCGGUGCGCGCAGGGAGCGGGUAUCACCUCCUUCAUUGCUCGCUGGGUCGUCGAUACACGAGCACCUAUUGCAGCAUGGCGUUGUUCCUGGGAUUGCCGGAAUGGCUUAUACUCGCAGCGACCGUCUGUGUCCUUUUCUACCUCUAUGCUUCUCGGAAUCGCAACUACUGGAAGAAUCAAAACAUUCCAUCGGAGCCAUUUGCCUUCAUAUUCGGUCCUACGUUGAAGCUUUUCUACAAACCCAUCCACGUCAUUGACGAUGCGCGGUAUCGGAAAUAUGGCAAGUUCUUUGGGGCCUUCGAGUCUAACAAGCGCCUACUGUUUGUCGCCGAGCCCGAAUUGGUGAAGCAGGUUCUAGUAAAGGAUUUCCCAUUCCUCCCAAACAGAAGGACGUUGACGUUUUCCGACCCUUUGCUGGACAACUCGAUGGGCGUCGCCCCUGUUGAGCAGUGGAGGAAGAUUCGACCAGCUGCGAGUCCAGCAUUCUCCACUGGGAAGCUGCGAAAGAUGAAUUACUUGAUCGAGGACUGCGCAGUAAUUACUGCGGGACACCUAAAGAAGGCAGCAUCCAGUAGAGAAGACAUCGAUGUCAAACAGUUCUUUGGUAACUACGCCCUCGAUGUCAUUGCGAGGUGCGCGUUCGGAACAAGGCUGGACUCGCACUCUGACCAGACAAACGAAUUCGUCACCAGAUCGAGGCAGGCCUUCUCUGGACGCAUCACACCACGCCUUUUCCUGUUUGUCGUAUUCCCGGCACUCGCAAAGAUGCUAAGACUUCGACCCUUCAACUCGGCCAUUUUUCUGUACUUCAAGCAGAUAUGUCAGAACAUCAUUAAGGGCCGACAGGACAAACAAUCGCACCACGAGGACUUUCUGCAGUUGAUGAUGGAUGCUCAGGAAGGAAAUCUUGGCUCUACUUCAGAAAAUACCACUGACCGUGACAAUCAGUUAUUCAACCUCGGUUCAGACGUGAAACCAGAUACUUCGUUUUCGUCGAACAAGACAUUGACGGAGGACGAAUCAAUGGCACAAUGCGUACUGUUCUUAAUCGCUGGCCAGGACACAACCUCAGCUGUCAUCUCGUUCACACUGUACUUGCUAGCAAUCCAUCCCGACGUGCAGGAGAAGCUGAGGGAGGAAGUGGACGAGUGUUUCAAAGUUCACGGAGAACACCCCACCUUGGACGUGGUCACAAAGCUCAAGUACCUUCACUGUGUUGUCUCCGAGUCUCUUCGAAUGUAUCCUCCAACGACGCGAAUUGAGCGAUCACCAUAUGAAGACUACGUUCUCGGAGACACGGGAGUGAAGGUGAAGAAGGGAGAGCUGGUAGCCAUUCCCGUUUACUCUAUGCACCACGACCCACAUUACUUUCCUGAUCCUUUCAAGUUUGAUCCAAAAAGGUUCAGCGACGAGAACGUAGAGUCCAUACAACCGUACACGUACUUGCCGUUUGGAGCCGGGCCCCGCAACUGCAUCGGCAUGAGAUUCGCCCUGCAAGCCGUGAAGCUGUCCAUCCUGUACACCAUCCGCAACGUGAAGGUGGUUCGGACUGAAAAGACAAAAGUGCCUCUGGAAUUCCAGAAUGGAUUCAUCACCCUCGCAGCCAAGGACAUCAAAUUAGGAAUCCGGCAGCGGGGCUACAUCACGAAUAGCGGAUUUAUUAUGGCGACCUUCCUGGGAUUACCGGAUUGGAUUAUCCUCGCGGCGACGGUCUGUGUCCUCUUAUAUCUGUAUGCGUCUCGGAAUCGCAACUACUGGAAGAACCAAAACGUCACGUCAGAGCCAUUUGCCCUCAUAUUCGGCCCGACAGUGAAGCUCAUGUUCCAACCUAUUCAUUUGCUUGAUACCACCCGGUAUAAGAAGUAUGGAAGAUUAUUCGGUGCCUUUGAGACCGGCAAGAGCGUCCUGUUCGUCGCCGAACCCGAACUGGUGAAGCAAGUCCUGGUCAAGGAUUUUCCAGCACUGCCCAAUCGAAGGGCGUUCAAGUUCUUCGACCCCAUGUUGGACAACAUGAUGAGCAUUGUUCCCGUGGAUAGAUGGCGAAAGAUUCGACCGGCCUCGAGUCCAGCCUUUUCCACUGGAAGGCUGAGAAAGAUGAAUUCUCUGAUUGAGGACUGCGCAGUGGUGACAGCAGAACACCUGAAACAGGCGGCGGCAAAUGAGGAGGACAUCGACAUCAAACAGUUCUUCGGCAACUAUUCGGUGGACGUAAUCGCAAGAUGCGCAUUUGGCACGAAGUUGGACUCACACUCGGACCAGACCAACGAGUUCGUCACCAGAUCACGACAGGCAUUCUCGGGACGCAUCACACCACGCCUUUUUAUCUUUUUUGUAUUCCCAGCCAUUGCGAAAUUGUUUGGGCUGCGACCAUUCAAUACGGAAAUAUUUCUCUACUUCAAGGAGAUAUGCUUAAACAUCAUCAAGGGCCGGCAGGCCAAACAAUCUCGGCACGAGGACUUUCUUCAACUGAUGAUGGACGCCAAGGAAGGAAAGCUUGCAUCCUCAGUAGAAAGUGUUUCUGAACGGGACAACCAACUCUUCAACCUUGGUUCAGACUUGAAGCCCGACACGUCGUUUUCAUCGAACAAAACACUGACCGAGGAGGAAGCAAUGGCUCAAUGCGUGCUCUUCUUCUUCGCUGGCCAGGACACGACCUCGAGUGUGAUAUCGUACACGCUAUACCAGCUGGCACUUAACCCCGAGGUGCAGGAAAAGCUGAGGGAGGAAGUGGACGAGUGCUUCAAUAUUCACGGAGAACAUCCCAGCUUGGAUGUGAUUACGAAACUCAAAUACCUACACGGUGUUGUCUCGGAGGCUCUUCGAAUGUACCCUCCAGCAACACGAAUUGAGCGAUCGCCAUUGGAGGACUACAUUCUGGGAGACACUGGAAUCAAAGUGAAGAAAGGCGAAUUAAUUGGAGUCCCCGUCUACUCAAUGCAUCACGACCCGCAGUACUUUCCUGAUCCGUUCACGUUCGACCCCGAGAGGUUCAGCGACGAGAACGUGGGUUCCAUCCAGCCGUACACGUACCUCCCGUUCGGUGCUGGACCGCGCAACUGCAUCGGCAUGCGUUUCGCUUUGCAAGCAGUGAAACUUUCUUUGCUCUACACUAUUCGUAACGUCAAGGUGGUGCGCACAGAAAAGACGAAAGUGCCUCUGGAAUUCCAAAACGGGUUCAACAUCCUGACUGCCAAGGACAUAACACUGGGAAUCAGGAAACGAGGCUAAGGAGCGGUAUUGUCUCUGAAGUGAUUAAACAUGUCAUAAUAUCGAAAACUGGGCCUUGAGAAUGGCU
Dermacentor silvarum is the source of this 3419-nucleotide messenger RNA. RefSeq lists its product as uncharacterized. The record is from RefSeq and is a predicted model, not a curated record. The transcript has 28 exons. Gene Ontology annotation, molecular function: oxidoreductase activity, acting on paired donors, with incorporation or reduction of molecular oxygen; monooxygenase activity; iron ion binding. Lineage: Eukaryota; Metazoa; Arthropoda; Arachnida; Ixodida; Ixodidae. Bases 200 to 3352 code for a protein of 1050 amino acids.